UUUAAUCGGAGCACCACUUGGUUAACGAAGAGAAAAGGGCAGAAACCAACUGCCGUCAGUUGGCAUGCAGUUACGCUUGUGUCAUUCCCCUACUUGCUCGUCCUUCAUGCCUUCCCCUUCCCUUCCCUUCACUUCAUUCUCAUUUCAUCUUCAUGUGAAGAACUGCUUCAUCACUCCGGCUGGCUUGUUGCCUCGUUCCUUCGCUUUACGCUUCGCCCCCUCAUCCCAUACGCCUCGCUUGUGCAUCUUCGCGCAGGGAAGAAGGCAUGGAGGACGAGCAAGCGGGCAUACUGGACGCGCCGCAGCGUAUUCCCAGGUGUUUCAGAAAUUUAACGUCAGGCUGCUUUUCACUACUCUCUUGACCUCUUGCUCAACGACACUCUUGAAUCUAUGUGGCUCUAUUCUGAGUGGUGGUUUAUUGCGCCCGCUGAAGGUUGGCAUAAGGUUGACAGCGCCGUGAGUUGUUUGAGGUUGUUUCGGGAUUUGUGAGUGCAGUUUUAUGGAUUCUGUGAUGUCGGAAUCUCUCCGUAGUCCUCCACGGUUUGUGGAUCUUUCCGUGCAGAUGGUGUGAUGUGCAAGCUGCUUUGAACUAUGCAAGUUGUAAAGUCAGAAGUAUGUACUGGAUUCACAAGGCAAUUUCAGGUUGCGGCAGAUUUGUUUUCGUCGUUGCUAAGAUGUUCAGGGACUCUAUUGCGAAUUAGCCACUAGUUUAGUACUGUUAAAAUGGAACAGAAAGCGGGACGCAGAGAGUGAUUGUAGGUUUAUGAAAGAAUUUCGCGCAUCAAUGAAUAGCCGCGGAGUCGCUCUCUGUAGAAUUUUUUAUGGUUAGGAACCUCAGAAAAAUUACAUCUCUUAUGGAGCAAUUUCGCUAACUUUACGGUCCGUGACACGUAGCUGUUGAACAUCUGCGGCCUAGGGGGUUUACACGAAGUUUUUGAUGGUUUGGAUAUUGUUGAGAGACGCUAGGUAUCAGCUUUUUUAUGCAGUUUUUAGAAUGCCUUGUGGUGACCACCACAAUGAAGGAGACUCAAACGUCGACACCAUAAAGCGUGAAGUAGCUGGAUACCAGAUGUUGAGCUACGGCACCUGAACCUGUCUGCACAUCGGCCACAGGAGAGAGUGAUGACCGGACUAGUGUGUACACGAAGGAUUUUGGUAGUGAAAGGAAGAUUACAAACAGCUCAUAUCUCUGCACGCCAUCCUCAACCACAGCUGUAAAUUUUCGGAUGGUGGAGCCAUGGAACUCCCACAACUCUACCGGCGCCACCCCUGAGAAUUGCCAUAGCCGUUUGCCAUCUGGACUAGCCUCAAAUGUUGCAAUCGCGACUGACACAAAGUCAAGGGUCGUUCCCACUGUCAUGCUUAAACCACGGGAGGUUCCAUGCAACCUCUCCCGUCAGGAUCAGGAUUCGAUGGAGGAUGAGAUUCUGCAAAUGAAGAGAGCACUGCUCGAAAAGGAAAUGGAGCUUCGAAGACAGAAAGUACAUGCAGCGAAUGUUGAGGCCGAGAGCAGAAAACUUGCGAAAGAUAUUGAGGCGCUUGAAGUGAUUUCAAAUCUAGAAGGUCCAUUCAUGGGGAGUCCCCGCAGACUGCGUGCCAAAAUUGCAGGUCUGAAGGGCAUGUUAGAGGAAGCGUACAACACAUGCGAGUCGCAAGCCAUUGAACUGGACGAGCUGCGAAGAGAUGUCCGCCUCACUCACGCUCGUGAACUCGAGGUGGAAAGGAGUGUGUAUGCAGCUGAAGUACGCCGGCUGCAACAGGUUGUGAAAAACCUGAAGUCGGUAAAUGGCAGAAUCGGACUUGAGAACCGCGCCGCCAGGCAUCUGAAGGCAAAGAAUCACCAUCUCGAGGUCAUGAACCUGUUCCUCUCGAGUUGUCUAUCGGCGAGCCUACGUCAGACACCGAGGAUUCCAAGGACUACAAAGACCCCAGCACGACGGGAUGCAUUAAUCGAGAAUUCUUUUGUCGAUCUUGACGACGUCCAACAGCGCAGGGAACAAGGCUACUUCUACAGAGUUAGUACUUCCGCAGGGGCUUGUUGCCAAGAUGGGAACCGCAGCAGGCUGACUACCUUGUGAAGUUCGGCUUAUUUAAUAGCACCUGUGCAUAUAGUGAUGAGAACGUCUUCCCUGGUCAAGCGAAAUCUUUCGUUCAGCUUGCGAGUGCCAUCGAAAGAUGAUGUUGAGCCCAUGAGACUGCAGUCCUCCACAAUCAGUGCAGCACCAGAGACGUAUUUCCAGGAACAAGAAAUUCAAUUGAAAGGGUGGUAAAUUGCGAAUCGAAUAGCAAUUGACGGGAAUUACCAGACUCUGUCUCUAUUUUACGUGGUUCUGAGUACAUGAGCAUGUUCUUUCUGACAUUUAUCGUGUAUCAAGACCGCGAGAUUCGUGCAGUAAGCAAAGAAGUCUGUUUUCAAGAGGUUUUAUGCCACAGACGAAUCCAUUCCGAUUUGACUUUCAGUAGUAUGUGGAGUUGUCCAAAUCCUAUAAUUCGGGGUUGGAGGUGCAACUUGAGUCAAGAAUCUAGUGAAUCCAUGGGCUGGAGCCCACAGCGCAAUGUUGGAACUACUGCAGAAUGAAUCAAAAGACUGAAGAACUCUCCGUAACGCAGAUAUGAUUUCCGCUCUACCAGGCGAACAACUCGCCUCCAACGACACUUGUAGGCUAUUAGUAAUCCUAUCCGGUAUUACUUCCAGAGAUUAUUUCUUAGAGGGUAGUCUAAAUCUGAAGAACAGUUCAAGCGGUGACUUGAGAGGUCGACAUUCGCCUAAUCCCAGCAUUUGCAUGAGAAUGGGAUACAAUGUUGCGACAUGACUCUUAGAUAUAAUACAGCCUUCAUUUUGUUAGUUAGUU
This is a messenger RNA of Physcomitrium patens, 2852 nucleotides long. The record is from RefSeq and is a predicted model, not a curated record. Lineage: Eukaryota; Viridiplantae; Streptophyta; Bryopsida; Funariales; Funariaceae.